Molecule: messenger RNA, 5370 nt
Organism: Eriocheir sinensis (Chinese mitten crab)
Lineage: Eukaryota; Metazoa; Arthropoda; Malacostraca; Decapoda; Varunidae
Product: zinc finger protein 76-like
Exons: 11
Coding region: 256-1761 (501 amino acids)
Biological process (GO): central nervous system development; regulation of transcription by RNA polymerase II
Cellular component (GO): nucleus
Molecular function (GO): RNA polymerase II cis-regulatory region sequence-specific DNA binding; DNA-binding transcription factor activity, RNA polymerase II-specific
Source: RefSeq, a predicted model, not a curated record
CCCACCAUGCCCAGCCACGCCGCCAAUAUUCCAAUGGUCGCUCGAGGGGGGCUGCUCACGCUCCUCCCGGGGGUUUGCAGGAGGCGGUAUGGUGUCCUGCAGGAGCCUCGUGUGCCCGUGGGUGUCCCUCCGUGAUAAUGCUGGGAGGGAGAGGCUCAAAAUGGCGGAUGUUUGUACCUGACGGGAGGAUGGGAGGGCAGGUGAACGCUCCUCUUGCACCAGUUUAUACAUGUUUUUCCCCCAGCUUGAGGACCAAUGAAUGAAGAAGAGGUGAUCAUCAAAGGGGAGGAUGAGGACCCGCUGGACCCCUCACAGCACACCAGCGUGGUGGUGGUGGAGGAGGGCCGAGGAGCGCUGACCGUCGAACUCCCGGACGGCACGCAGGCCAUCGUGCAGAAUGUCAUCACCGAGGACCCACAAGCUGAAGACAUGGAGGGGGUGGCCAUCCAGCUGGACGAUGGCAGGAUAGGCUACAUCUGUGGGGAGACCCUUCUGCAGGCCAUAUCCAACGACCAGGACCCUCUGCUGAACGCCUCCAGCAAGUUUGUCUGCCGCUUCCCUAACUGUGACAAAAGUUACUCCUCUGUGAAUCAUCUAAAAACCCACCAGCGUAACCACACCGGCCAGCGUCCUCACAUCUGUAACAUGUGCAAGAAGCGCUUCACCACCGGCUACGCGCUGAAGUCCCACAUCCGCACCCACACGGGGGAGAAGCCGUACCAGUGCCCGGAGGAGCGGUGUGGCAAGUGUUUCAAGACCUCCGGAGACCUGCAAAAACACGUCCGCACUCACACAGGUGAACGGCCAUUUAAGUGCGAGAUUUGUGAGAAAUCCUUCACGACAUCCAACAUCAGGAAGGUGCACAUGAGGGUCCAUACUGGCGAGAAACCAUAUGAGUGCCAGUAUGAGGGCUGUGGGAGGAAGUUUGCCUCGGCCACCAACUACAGGAACCACUGCCGCAUUCACACCGGGGAGAAGCCUUAUGUUUGCUCUGUCCAGAACUGUGGCAAAAGGUUUACAGAGUACUCUUCUUUGUACAAACACCACUUGGUCCACAGCCAUCAGAAGAGAUACUAUUGCAGUCACUGUGGCAAAUUCUACAGGCAGUUGUCCUCUGUUAGUGCUCAUAAACGAACUGUUCACAACAUAAUAGAGAACGAAGAGAAUCAGAUCCUGUGGAUGGGCACAGGACUGGACAUUCUUGCGGAGGAUCAGGAUGGGAACGAGGUGACGGUGCAGGAGGGCUCAACGAUCGUGCCGGCGGCCAGCACCUCCAACGACACCAGGACGGUACACCUGACCCCGAGCAUGGUGGUCAAGAAGGAAGACCAAAUGAUUCCCAGCUCCAUCCUGAGUACCCAACUAACCAUACAAGACGACUGCAUGCGGAUGCCAACCGUAGAGCUGAACGAGGUCAUAACUGGGGAGUCUGCUGCCGACGCUGUGCUGCAGGAUGACCAGACCACACUGGGCAACCUGGAGCUGGACAGUAGUGGGAACGGAUCCAUCUUUGUGUUCACUGAUCCAUCCAACCUUGCGGCCCUUCAGCUGGCAGUGGCGGGACCCACGGACGGUGACAUGGGCGUAGAAGACACUGUGGAGGUCAUUAGACUGGAUGACUUUGCCAGUGUAGCUGAGUCUACCAUCACUGAAGACAUGACAGAAACCGCUACCUUGAAACAGGAACUGAGCGGAAGGAAAGGAAGGCUGAUAGUUAUUAAGGAAAUUGACCUCAAGGAAGAGAAGUUAUCGAGCCAUUGAUGUUUGGUAUGUAUAAACUAGUAGACCAUAGAUAGCACAGCACUUGAGUUUUUUUACAUAGAUAUGGAAACAGCUCAAGGGCAACAAAAAGAGAAAACCAAAAAGCCCGCUAAACACUGUUCCAUUAAAAAGAAUUCACUACAAGAAGCUUAAAAUUAAAUGGUUUAUGCAAAGGUGAAGAGGUUGCAAGUGAAAUGGCUUAUGCAAAGGUGAAUAACAAGGUAUAGGUGGUGUAUCCAGUGUGAGUGGUCUAAUGCUUGUUGAUGAAAGGGAAGCAAGUGUAUGUUUCAAGUAUUUUAGUCUGUGCUGUUUGUAUAUUUUAAUUCCCAUGUGUGUUGAAUUCAGUCCAUUAUGAAGGCCUUAGCUUAAUUUGUUAUGUCCGAUAAAAUCUUUUAUCAUAAUUUAAUAUUAAAAUGCACCCAUGAACAGUUGACUGAUCUCCGCAAUGAGUCUGAUGCUAUACUAAUUAUUUCUAUUCAGUUACACAUCUUGUAAGGCAAACAAUUGAUCUAGUAAUAUGGCACUUCAACUUAACACUCUUCUAAUCAUUUCAUACAUUCUCAAAGAUAAACAAGCAUAACAAAUUUACAAAACAGUUCUGUCCCUACUGCUCAUUUAGUAACUAUUUUGAAAUAAGGAUUCAUUCCACAUUCUUUCUCAGUAUAGUCUAUUGUGAUUAUAAAAGUGUGCCGCUGAAAUGACAAAGUUCAGUGGGUGUACUUGUGUUAUUCUCUGUUGGUGCUGUGACAAUCUUUUUAUACUUCCAUUCAAAAGCCUAAGUAAUUUAAGAGUGAUGAGGUGUUUUCCCACAAGUCCAGAAUCCUGUGUAAAGCAUUAUUGUUAUUAUUUUUUUUUUUAUUCAUUGUUAUUUAUAUUUUUAUUUACUAUUUAAUUAUUAUUAUUUGCAUGAGGAUCUAUCCUUGGAUUUGUUGAUGUAGCUGUGAUGCAAUAUUUUAUGUCUAUCCAAUAUAUUUAGAGAAUAUAGUUAUAUAAAACCCCAAAACUUUCUCUAAUGAUCAUCAUGCAAAAACAAUUUAGUGGAUUAGGUUCAAUAUUUCUUUAAUUAUAAUUAUAGAAUUAUUGAUAGAUUAAUAUAUGAUCAAAUAUGCUGCUGUCAAAAGCUUUAUAAACUACAUUUCUUUAGUUAUCAAAAUAAGUGGUAACUUCUUUCCACAACUCAUAUUACUUGGUUCAUUGCUGCCAGAUGAUAUUUUAUUUAAUUUCUAGCAGCAUAACAUUAUACACGUUGUUGCCUUGUGCUUCUCUCUGUGGGUGUUGUCAGUGUGAAGAGUUAAAGAGUCCUUCAGGCACAAGCUGUCUGGGCAACUCUUCAGACAUCAGUAUUACCUUCAGCCCAUGUUUUGGUUGUUAGUGAUUUUACUGUAUGUCAAGAAGUCUUUCUUCCAUGCCAUCUUCGUGUUCUCGACAGAUUUUGAGAAAAUUUGAUCAUUUAAAACAAAACUCAUAAUGAAACUGGGGUGAAAACAGAUGUUGUCAUUCUGUUUUAAAGUUCCUUGUAUAUAUGUUCCUUAUAUUGUUAUGGGUUGUGUAUUUGCUUCUGUAUCACACCAGGCUGAAUGGUUGCAGCCAGGAGCCUUCUUUAGUAGUUACUACUUUGACACCCUGUUCCCUCACAGGAACUACUCUCAGUAUCAGUUUUCACUGCACAUAUUUGUGGUUGCUGUGGAUGGCACUGUCGGUACAUGGAAUAUGGUCUAUGCAGCAUUAGGCCUCUACACUGAUCCUCAUGCAUUACACUGCACUGAUGCAUGAUGCAUCAGAAGGCCAUCCUGAAAUUGCUGAGUACAUACGAAGAUGACAACAAUUGGCCAGCAUCAGACUUACCAAUGCCUUGGUUGUGCAUAUGAUGGCAAGGCUGUGAUACUCGACAGGAUGUCAAAACAUCGAAUUUUUAGGGAAUAAAAAUGAUGAAUUAUGAGACUGUGGGGAAAGAAAGUCAGAUGACAAAAGACGUGGUGCACAUUAUUUACAGAACAGUGCCUUUCCCUGGAUUGAAAUGGUUCCCAGACCAUGUGUUGGCUUCAGACAGUCAACACUGACAAAAUGUGAGGGUUUACAAUCCCCAAAGCCAGACAUAAAAAGUAUCCAGGGAAUUAGGACCUCUCGGGAAAAAAUGCUAGCAGAAGCCCUGCUCUGCAAAUAGGCCUGUGUACCUCUCCCCAACUCUGGCCUUCAUUUCUCUCAUACGACUAUCCAUAUAAAAAUAGCAUUCUGCCUGUCUAUACAUCUGACACCCUCUUCUCUGUGGGAGUUUUUCCAAGCAAAUGACUGCAUCCAAAUGGUCUUGAUCUGUGCCAUUCCUUGCACAGCUCUUAUGUGAAGUUUAUUUGCUUUCCUUACUUGGAUUUUACAAAAUGCUUUUUGCUGAAUUAUCCUUCGUGUCAGUUCUUACCUAUUUUGGCUGUGCUGCUGCUUUUUCCGGAAAUGUGACACUCCUCAUUAAAUGCCAGCAGUCCCCUACAGUUAUACCUGCACAAAAGAUUUAGUGGCAUUAGUGUCUGUGAACAUGUCUCAUACUUGGUAGUUUUGUUCUGGGUUGAAGUCCUGGACUGCUAGCCAGAGCAUGCAAGGAAAAUUGAGCCAGCUCGGCUCCCACUUACCUCGCCAGAACUGGUAACUUGGAGUAUCUAGUUAUAGAUUUUGCAACAGUGGCUCUUGUGUCACAGGAUAGUAGGUGACUAACUUGACUUUCAUAUCAGUCCAUGUAAUCUACAGAGGUUUCCUAGAGUGUUUAUAUCCACUGCUGUCACCCUUGUCCUUCACUACUCAUGCAGUGUGAGUGUUUGAUUUCCAGAUGGCAAAGUUGGUGCCAAGGUCCUCUCCCAGAGACCUCUAGGGGCCCUCAUAUACAAAUUGUUAUUAAUGUAGAAUUUCACUUCCAUAUAUCAAACUCUCAUUAUGGUCACAGCUCAGAGGGUUGUGGUGGAUGGUGAAGCUUGCAUUAAGUUAAUUGUAAAUGUGUACAUGAACCAAGCUUGAAUGAUCAUGCAAACAUGUGUACCAACACACACUUGUCAUGCUUGAAUUGUGCUUGAGAUGUGAGAGUGAAUAAGCUUCAGAGUUGUAUGACACUUAAUAUGCACUGGAGAGUCCUUACUUUGUGCCAGUGACGUGCACUCCUACGUUGCAGGAUAUAUGAUAAUCUGGACAUUUUAUGAUAACCAUUAUGAGGUUAAAGUAGAACAUUUUAUCUUUGUGAUUUUAAAUCCACUCACUUGAGCUGUGACUCACCCACCAGUCCAUACUUCUGUGGGCGCGGGAGUGAUCAGCGUGCAGUUGCCUUAUCCAUGUGUUGUCACUUUUUGUAUUGUGGAUCAUGUCAGCAUGAGGUAUUACUCUUGACAAGGACAUUAUAAAACAGACAGUAUCUGUUCACAAUAGAUUUCAGUAUUCGUAGCAAAAUGUUACAAUUUUUUAAAGAUAAAAGUUUGAAGUGUCCCAAUCCAUUUGUAUGAUGGCUUGCCAUAUGAACUUUCUUAUGCUAAAAAGUCAGAUGGGACACAUCAUGCAGCUUUUAAUCAUAAAUUGUAAUUUUCAUAAUCUAAGGUGUAUAUAAAGUCUAGAACAUUGAAUAAACUUUGAAGAUAA